Ostreococcus lucimarinus CCE9901 is the source of this 921-nucleotide messenger RNA. RefSeq lists its product with no specific name. The transcript has a single exon. NCBI's taxonomy places the organism in Eukaryota, Viridiplantae, Chlorophyta, Mamiellophyceae, Mamiellales, Bathycoccaceae. Bases 1 to 921 code for a protein of 306 amino acids. The record is from RefSeq and is a predicted model, not a curated record.
AUGUCUUUUUUCACCGCCGCCGUGCGCCGCGUCGUCAAUCAUCGACGUCGCGCUCUCACGCGCGCGUUUUCCGAUCACGCGCGCGUCCUCGCCCACGAAGUCCACGGCGCACCGUUCGGUUCAAAAGUCGAUGCCGAUGCGUCGUCAACCAUCUUCAUCUUACACGGGCUCUUGGGCGCGGGCCGAAACUGGCGCAGUUUUGCGAAACAGUUGCGGCAGCGCCUCGGCGAACAAGAUUGGCGCGUGGUUUUGGUGGAUCUGCGCGGACACGGCGCGAGCGCGAGCAUCGGGCAGCGGACGCCGGCGUGCGGCGUGGUGGAGGCGGCUCGGGACGUCGACGCCCUGGCGAAGAUGAUCGGGACGGCGCCGAGCGUGGUCGUGGGACACAGCUUGGGAGGGAAAGUCGCGCUGGAGUAUUCAAAAUUGGCGACAACGGCGCCAAAGCAGACGUGGUCCUUGGAUUCGGUGCCGGGGAGAGUGGAGGCGGAUCCCCACGGCGUCGCGGAGGUGUUGUCGGCGAUUCGAGCGCUGCCGAGGCGCAUACCCAGCCGCAAGUGGCUCGCGCAGGCGCUACCACAGUUCUCCACUGAGUUGGUGGAUUGGAUAGGGAGUAAUUUGAAAAACGUGUGCGAUGGUGGGAGUGAAUUAGAGUUAGUUUUCAACCUCGAUACCGUCAUGCAGCUUUACGAUUCAUAUCAAAAGACAGACAGUUGGCACGCCAUCGAGGACGAGGCUUCUGGCAUUUACGUCGUGAAGGCGGAAAAUAGUACGCGCUGGAGUACGGCAUGCGUCGAGAGGUUGAAAAGGUCGCCGGCGAAUUUCCAAGUGCUAGCAAAUGCUGGUCAUUGGGUGCACACCGACAAUCCAAACGGGUUGCUCGAGAUUCUCACGACGUCCAUUCCGAAAAGUAGACAACUAUAG